AUGACCCGACGGAAAGACUCCUCGGCCUGCUUCCUCUGCUCGUCGCCGCCGGGAAACCCUGACGGCUCCCGGAGAUCCGCCCCGUCCGUGCGGCGGCCGACGGUGCUGCCGGAGCUGAAUGGCUUCCUACCGUGGCCGCCGGCCACAGCCGUAGUUGUUGCCGUCCACAGUCUGUUUACGCCGCUCAUUUUUGUGUUUGCUGCAAACGCUUCCAAGACAUUUUUGGGCCUAGACAGGCCGAUUUCGAGCCCGCCUUCGAAAUCUCUGGACUUGCACAACGACAUGGACGUGUCGGCAUCUAUAGACGGAGACUCGAACUUCUUCGGUGGCCCCCACCCGAAGUCCACAUCGUACAAAUCGAACCUGGGCGACCCGGCCACCCCGAACAGCCGUUUUCCGAUCAACUUUCCGUACCCCGCCGGCCAACCCUCCGCCCCGUCCAAAAUCCCCUUCUCGUUGUACACCGUCCGUUGCACGGCGGACCCGAUAGCCUCGGCCGCGUGGGCCAAGCCCUCCACUCCUCCGGCCCGGAGAAGCCCGUGCCUCGACUCGGCCAGCACGAACGCGAGGCAGUUGCCGAAGUAG
Messenger RNA from Striga asiatica, 585 nucleotides. Lineage: Eukaryota; Viridiplantae; Streptophyta; Magnoliopsida; Lamiales; Orobanchaceae. The record is from the annotation of a GenBank genome assembly.